Messenger RNA from Pistacia vera, 1591 nucleotides. RefSeq lists its product as uncharacterized. The record is from RefSeq and is a predicted model, not a curated record. The coding region runs from base 302 to 1261 and encodes 319 amino acids. The transcript is spliced from 2 exons. Lineage: Eukaryota; Viridiplantae; Streptophyta; Magnoliopsida; Sapindales; Anacardiaceae.
UACAUUUCUAUAUGUUAACGUUGAAAGGGAACUGAGAUGAGGAUUCAGUUUCCUCGUAUAUCCAUGUCUGAAAAUAAAGAGGAAUAGCGUCAUACUGUCACUUGCAAUAUUCGACAUACAUUUCAAAUGAUAAUGAGUCAAAGUGUUAAAAAUUCUAAAUCUUAAAAGAAACUUAUUAAUUUGGAAUUUCUCUGAGUGCCUACGAUAUUAUACUCUCACCAAAUGAAAAACGGUGAUUCGGUGAAAUAAAUUAAAUUAAAACUAAAAAAGACCCGGGUGUUGGCCUGUUGGGUAUGAAAUAAUGGCGUGGGGGCUCUGUUCCCGCCUUUCUAACUUUCCUUCUCUCUUUGGAAACCAUUUCCUCCCAAAACACCCUUUUCAUCUCUCAUUCAGAAUACAUACUCUCUCUCAUUCAGUUGUUAGCAGGUCCAGGAAUCAUACCCUUCGCGGUUUUUGCUUUAGUUUUCAAGUGUCGCGGUCAUAUGCUAGUGGUGGACGCAGACGUUAUGAUCUCUUUGGUGGUGGGAAACCGGGUGAUGAGGAUUUUAGGAAAGCCUGGAAGAAAGAGAUGGAUGAAGACGAGUGUCUGUGGACAGGAAGUGAAGAUGAAAGUGAUUCUGAGAAGGGUAAAGGUCGUCUUGAAAAAGAAAUCAGGAAAGUAAGACAGAAGGCGAAGGAGCACUCUGACUUAAUCGACGCGGAUGACAGUGAUGAGUUAUAUGGUGUUUGGUCUGGAAGUGAUGAGGAGAAGAGUCUGUGGACUGGUAGUGAAGGUGAUGAUGACGACGAUAUACCAACUGAACCCUAUCCCAAUGAAGCUAGUGAUAAGCAUAUUGACAAAUUGUUUGAGUUCGAGGAGAAACCUAAAUACCGAACCAUCUCAGAACUUUUGAAAGCUGAAAAUGAACCAGAAGAGCUGUCCCCUGGAAAGCAAGCUAGGAAGCUUGCAGUUGAGAAUGCCUUGAAAAAAUUGAAGAAAGGGCCUGAUGGGCGUUAUAUAAAUGUGUGGGAAGUCAUGAGUGAUAUAGAUAUCCUUAUAGGGGCAUUUGAAAACGUUGUCUCAGGACCAGAAUAUGAGGAGCUAAGACAGGGAGGGCCUAAGAAAUUGAAUAUGGAGUUUUUCAAGGAUAUACAAGCACGUAUGAGAGAUCCAAAUUAUAAGUUCUCACCUGAGAUAAAAUUGAAACCAAAGAGCAAACUGGUUUCAAGAAAGAAAUGGCAGAAGGCACAAUCAAGACGAAGGAAAGCACAAAAGCGCUAAGUUUUUGUCCUUCAUAUCAAAAAACAAGUUAGCUUUUCUCUUUCUUCGUUUCUACAUAAUAAACUAAAACAAGUUACCUGCGUGUGAAGUUUUAUACUUCAUAGGGUUUUAUGUAGGUCUAAGUUCUUAUACAUUGUCUGUUCCAGUAAUAUAAUCAUUUAGGGCAGCUUUAUGAGGUAGAGUUUUGUAUGUAAAUUAUUUUAAAGCUUAGAGCUUCAUGUUCCAGAAGUGAUUACUUUUGGAGUUUCUUCACUCUGUACCAUUAUCUUUUCAUAAAAAAGCGAAGAUCCAAGUCUUAAAAUAAAAAGUUAAACAAAGGAGGAUACAGUA